AGUUGGCACACUCUAAUAGCCAGAUCGCAUCGUUUCAUUGCUUGCCAACCAAAGAGAUGUAUAACGGAAUAGGGUUACAGACUCCGAGAGGGUCAGGCACCAAUGGGUACAUACAGAGCAACAAGUUUUUCAUCAGGUCUAAGACUGAGAAGAACAGUGAGAACGGCAAGGGAUUCGAGGCGAACCCGGCUUCGGCCGGUCUCACUAGGAAACCCAACAGAGAUAUUCUCGAGCACGAUCGCAAGCGUCAGAUUGAGCUCAAGCUCGUCGAACUCGAGGACCAGCUCACCGAUGAGGGUUGCACCGAUGCUGAGAUUACCAAGCGGCUCGACGAGGAACGGAAGAUCCUAGAAGCUGCUGCCACAGCCGCCACCUCUGCUUUUUCCCAGGAAGGAGGGAAUAUCACCAAUAAUAAAUAUUCAGAUACACAGACCCACCAAGUUGCUGCCAGAAAAGAGAAGCAAAUGGAAACUUUAAGAUCUGCUUUUGGGAUAGCUGCAUCUGAACCUAAUGAGCAAAGUAUUGAAGGCAGUGAUGAUGUCAGAAAUGGCCGGAAGGAUGGUCUUGGUGAUGAUAUCAAGCAUUAUGAGAAACGUGAACAUGCUUUUUUGGAUAGAGAGUUCAGGGGGAAGAAAAACAUGGAUGAAGAUCAGAAAGUUGAAAAAGAUGAUAAGAAAAAGGGUCUUAAAGAAUCAAGGCACCACAAGAAGGAAGGAAGUAAAAAGAGAAGACAUGAAACUGACUCUUCUGAUACAGAUAGCCAUGGGGAGAAUUCCAAGGCUCUUCAAAAGAAGCACCGCAGAGGUAAUAGGGUCACUGAUCGUGAAAGUGAUUCUGAUAUUGAUGCUGAUAAGAAGCACAAGCCUUCUAAGAAGCAUAAGAAAAGCAAAAUACGUGACAGCGAUGAUUCUGAUUCUGCUACUGAUUCUGACAGCAAUGUCAAUGUGCGGAAGACUUCAAGGAAGCACAAGAAAAGCAAGGUGCACAACAUUGAUGAUUCUGAUUCUGCUACGGAUUCUGAUAUGGAUGCUGAUAAGAAGCACAAGACAUUAAAGCACAAGAACCAAAAACAUGAUAGUGAUGGUUCUGAUUCUGCUACCGAUGACUCAAGCAAUGAGAGUUCCAAAAGGGGGGAUAAGUAUAGAACAUCUAAUAGGAGGCAUGGCUCCAGUGAUGGUUAUGGUUCAACUAAGCCUCGUAUACAGAAUCGGGAUCAGCAUUUGAGAACAAGUAGAAGACAUGAUUCAAAGGAUGAAUCCAAUGAUACUGAUAAUGAGAUAGAAAAGAAAAGAAGUCAAUUGGAGAAACAACGGAAUCAUCCUAAUGGAAGUCAUAGGAUAGAGAAUGAGAAGAAUCAAGAUAAGCAUGUGCGAAUGAAUAGAAGACAUGAUUCAGAGGAUGAAUCCAAUGAUACUGAUAAGGAGAUGGAAAAGAAAAGAAGUCGAUUGGAGAAACAGCGGAGUCAACCUAGUGGAAGUCAUAGGAUAGAGAAUGAGAAGAAUCAAGAUAAGCAUGUGCGAAUGAACAGAAGACAUGAUUCAGAGGAUGAAUCCAGUGAUACUGAUAAGGAGAUGGAAAAGAAAAGAAGUCUAUUGGAGAGACAGCGGAGUCAACCUAGUCGAAGUCAUAGGAUAGAGAAUGAGAGGAAUCAAGAUAAGCAUGUUCGAAUGAACAGAAGACAUGAUUCAGAGGAUGAAUCUGAUGAUACUGAUAAGGAGAUGGAAAAGAAAAGAAGUCAAUUGGAGAAGGAGAUGGAAAAGAAAAGAAGUCAAUUGGAGAAACAACGGAAUCAACCUAGUGGUAGUCAUAGGAUAGAGAACGAGAAGAAUCAAGAUAAGCAUGUGAGAAUGAACAGAAGACAUGAUUCAGAGGAUGAAUCCAGUGAUACUGAUAAGGAGAUAGAAAAGAAAAGAAGUCAAUUGGAGAAACAGCGGAAUCGACAUAGUGGAAGUCAUAGGAUAGAGAACGAGAAAAAUAAAGAUCAGCAUGUGGGUAGAAGACAUGAUUCAGAGGAUGAGUCUGAUGAUGAAGAUUCUGAUACCAGUUAUGAUAGGAGAAAAUCUAAGAUUACUGCAGGGAGACAAAAAGCAGUGGAAAAAGAGUCAGUUUCUCCAGUUGAUGAGAUUGAUUUUAGACGGUACAAGUCUAGGAGAGAUAUUGCAGAUGAAACAACUUAUGAAAGUCAUGAAAGAAUGAGAGGGAAGGGGAGGCUUAAUGUUGGAAAUGAAGAUGAGCAACCUGAGUCAAAAUCAAGAAGUCGCCAUUCUGUCAAAGGGGCAGAGCACAGUGGGGAGCAACAAAAGGACUCUAAAAUUGAGUAUGACUCAAAUACUAGAGCAUACUUAAAUAAGGAUGACAAGAAGAGGGAGGAUUAUUCAAGUUUUAGAUCUGGGGGACAGCGUGAUAAUGAAACUAUUGAACGGGGUGGUAGAAGUUAUGGUAAGAAUGACGAAACAGAACGCAUUAGUAGAAAGGAUGACCGGAAUUAUGAGGAAAUAGGGGGAGGGAGAAGACAAAGCAGAGUUGAAGAGGAGCAAAGAGGGAGAAAGCAUAGAAGAGAUGAAGAUUAUGAAUAUAGAAGGCAUAUAAGGGAUGAUGAAGAGAAUCAGCGUGGAAGUAGACGGCAGGUAAGAGGAGAUGACGAAGAGCGAGAAAAUAGAGGUCAUGAGAGGGAUAGGCAACUGGAUUACUCGAAGAGAGCGAGAUAUGAUGAUUCUCGAUCAAGCGAGAGAAAAAGGCAUGAUUACGAUAAGCGUGAUGAUGAUAGAGCUAGGCGUUGAUACCAUUUCUGCUUUCUGUCUUGGACUUGUACUGCAGAUGUGCUUAUCACAUCAAAGUUGGUUAAAUGGUCACCGCCAGCAAAAAGCUGAAUUCUAUUUGCCAAGGCUUAUGGAGAUGCACGAUUUUCUACUCAAUGUACUGGAGGAUGCAUAUUUUAGUUUUUGUUUGUUUUUUUCCCUCAUGCAAUUGAACCAGUUUGUAAUGGAGUGUACUUUUUCAUUGUAAUUGCUGCGUCUGAUGUUGCUCUUGAUGCGUCUGAUGUUGCGCUUGAGAGGAAGAGAUGAGAUCUUGAUAUUAUGUAAUAUGUUUCUUUUGGUUUUCAAAUUAUAGAAGGUUCGUUGAAGCAAAUAAUUGCAUAUUAGAUGAUGCUUGUUCAAGUUAUA
This is a messenger RNA of Quercus robur (English oak), 3164 nucleotides long. RefSeq lists its product as uncharacterized. The coding region runs from base 57 to 2780 and encodes 907 amino acids. Lineage: Eukaryota; Viridiplantae; Streptophyta; Magnoliopsida; Fagales; Fagaceae. The record is from RefSeq and is a predicted model, not a curated record. The transcript has 4 exons.